Chlorocebus sabaeus (green monkey) is the source of this 6112-nucleotide messenger RNA. The record is from RefSeq and is a predicted model, not a curated record. Lineage: Eukaryota; Metazoa; Chordata; Mammalia; Primates; Cercopithecidae.
GCUAAAAGUGGACCUCUCUACACACACAUGCUCCCACCCACACCCACACACAUACACUGCACAGGCUUUCUCCAUCCUUCCCCUGCCUCUUUGUUAGGUUAUUUUAGACAGAGCAGCCUCGCCCUGGCGCAGUCCGAUUGGCCCUGAUGGGGACAAGGCAAGAGAAGUAAGGGGCAGAGUGCACCUGCCGGUGAGGGCAGGUGUGCCCGGGUGCUUGGGCGUACGUGCAACGGCGAGCGUGCAAGUGUGGAGCUGAAAUUGUGUACGAAUGUGUGGAGUCUAAGUGUGCCAGUGUGUCGUCGCGAAGGUUUGUCAUUGUGGGUGUAUGUGACAUUAUACACCAGUAUACCAGCUUGCCAGUAUCUGGACUCCCAAGUGUCCAAAAUGUUGCUGGUGUCAACUGAAUGCCUGAGAAUGUGUCCGAUUGUCAUUGUGCGAGCCACUGUAAGGGGAGGAAGGCAACCUAGUGCAAAACUGGGAGGUGGGCUGGAGAGGGUGAGGACAGAAAUGGGAGCUUAGCUUGCUCCCAGCUCACUGGCCUUAGGCUCCCUUCUCCCUUUCAGCCCACCCCUCCGUCCUUCCUGGGCGUCCGUCUCCCACGCUGCCACAGUCAGCGCUGUCCUCCCCACUGGGACCCCGCAAGCUCUCCAGCCAGCUUGGGUGUUUUCUUCUGGGAGUUGGACCGGGUUCCCGGAAGGGGUCGGAGGCUAUGUCUUGGCGUCUGCUCUCGCCGGACCGGUGGCGGCUUCUCUGCCCCUCCUAGCCUGGGGGAGUCACGGAGGACUGGGCCGGAAAGGGUGACUCCGAUCCCCGCUCCUGGCCCUCACCUCGCCACCUCAUUGAUGGGCAACCAACUGGACCGCAUCACCCACCUCAACUACAGCGAGUUGCCCACAGGGGACCCGUCGGGGAUUGAGAAGGACGAACUGCGGGUCGGGGUCGCCUAUUUCUUUUCGGAUGAUGAGGAAGACCUGGACGAACGCGGGCAGCCCGACAAGUUUGGCGUGAAGGCUCCCCCGGGUUGCACCCCCUGCCCGGAGAGUCCCAGCCGCCACCACCACCACCUGCUGCACCAGCUGGUCCUCAACGAGACUCAGUUUUCCGCCUUUCGGGGCCAGGAAUGCAUCUUUUCCAAAGUGAGCGGCGGGCCUCAGGGCGCCGACCUGAGCGUCUACGCGGUCACCGCGCUGCCAGCGCUCUGCGAACCCGGAGACCUGCUGGAGCUGCUGUGGUUGCAGCCCGCCCCGGAGCCGCCCGCGCCCGCCCCACACUGGGCCGUCUACGUGGGCGGCGGGCAGAUCAUCCACCUGCACCAAGGCGAGAUCCGCCAGGACAGCCUAUACGAGGCGGGCGCGGCCAACGUGGGCCGGGUGGUGAAUAGCUGGUACCGCUACCGCCCGCUGGUGGCCGAGCUGGUGGUGCAGAACGCCUGCGGCCACCUGGGCCUCAAGAGCGAGGAGAUCUGCUGGACGAACUCGGAGAGCUUCGCCGCCUGGUGCCGCUUUGGCAAGCGGGAGUUCAAGGCGGGAGGGGAGGUGCCGGCCGGCACGCAGUCCCCGCAGCAGCAGUACUAUCUCAAGGUGCACCUGGGAGAGAACAAGGUCCACACUGCCAGGUUUCACAGCCUGGAAGACCUCAUCCGCGAGAAGCGCCGCAUCGACGCCAGCGGCCGCCUGCGAGUGCUCCAGGAGCUCGCCGACCUCGUGGACGACAAGGAGUAGCCGCCUAGGGGCUGCCGGCCCCUGUGCCUCCCCACACUUCGCUCCCUUCCCUUCCCCGCACCCGGACUUCGCAGUUGGCGGUUCUCAACCCCUGUCCCCCAAGCGCGUCCGUUGCGGGUGUCCCGGGCCCGGGCUGCACCCCCGCACCCCCCAGCCAGCGGCAGGCAGUCUCAGGAACUGCCCCAGGGCCGAAAGGGCGCCGCUGCGCGCGCCUGGCCGACAGCCACGGUGGUGGUGACGGUGCUGGGAGACCCCGCGUGCGCUUUCCCCUUGAGAUGUAAACCGGGAACGGAGAAGGGGCUGAGGGGAGAAAGGAUAUGGCCUCCCCCACGAGUCCAUGGGCAGUGACUGUGGCCCGACCCGAAAACGACCCUCUUCUCAAAAGGGACCAUCACCGCCCCGAGCGCGCGCACAGAGACCGGUCGGAGGCGAGAAUUGGUCUUUUCAGGGCACAGUUCAGCUCCUCUGUGGAUGCGUCCCCAGAUCGCAGGAUUUCCAAGAAAUCGAGCCUGUCCCUUGUGCACUUGGGAAUAAUUCCCCAAGACAGCACUUCGGGAUUCCGGGUUAUCCUGAGGCUGCCCGGGACUUUUCCAGCUCUCCAGCCCCAGGUCUCCUGACAUUGUGUUCCAGGCUGCGGGCUAAGCCAGACAGUGUUUGCCUCCCGUUCUUUCCACCGAGGGAAGCGAACGCCACCCCCACCCGCCUUUGCCUCCAAGUCUCCCUCGCUGGCAGAAGGGAAGCCGACCUGGUCCCGGGAGGAAGAUGGCGCAGCGAUUUCGGUGAGGACAGCCGGCCCCGCCCCCGACAAGGAGCUCCCUCGUUCACCUGGUGUCUGGGAACUUGAAUGUGUGAAGGGCGCUAUUGUUCUGAACCCUUGAUUGCUCCCUCCUCGGGCUGCGUUUCAAAAAUAGUCAUAUUUUUAAAGGAGUUGGAGGAGAGGGAGGGGGAGGACAUGGCACCAUUCCAGAAACCAGCAUUAUUACAACACCAUAGCCAGUAUAUUUAGUUUGGCUUUUCCUAACAUAGAAAUCUUCAAAGGUGGGGCAGUGGAAAUAAAGUUUUAAAAAUGAGAGAGCAGUUUUCCAACUAUGUCAACAAAGCCUAUCGUGUUGAUGUUUUUAUUGACCAUUUUAGCAACAUGCUAAUAAAAUUUCAAAUUGAAAUUUUUAUUUUCAUGGCUUUAAUCCAUGAUAGUUUAAAUAUUGGGGGCCAUUAAGAGUGGAUGUAGCUAAGAGCUUAGCUAACAUUGCCUUUUCACUCUAUUUUUCUCAAAUAUUAUAAGAAUUCUGUUUUUGAAUAUUGUUAAUUUUUUGGCUUUCAACAGCAGCCCUAGUAAUGGUGGAGUUGUUAAUUAAUGUGUAUAUUGUACUGAAUUUCUGUCAGUUAAGGGGUUCACUGCUUUGGUGGAAAUUGGUGGAAAUUGCUAGCAGGUUCCAUGAUGUUUAUUUUCUCCAUGUUGUAUAUCAUUACCAUUUCACAUUUGCAUUUCUAUUUUUCUUCCUCUCCUCCUGAUCUCCUUAAAAAUGAAUCUAGAGUUGGUGGCUUUUUCCCCCUCCUCUUUAGCCAGUUCCACAGUUCAGUUCUUCCUGAAAACAGGGAAGAACUUGUAGGAUCAGGCAAAUGUGUGUUUUUCAAAAACUUAGGGCUGGGUGUGAAACCCCUUCUGUGGACAAGGAUUUGUAAACUUCUCUCCUCCCGCUGUGGCCCCAGCCUAACUGAUAGUUACUUGAUUCAGUGUGUUAGACACUUAUAGCAUCUAUGUCUCUUUCAAGGGAAUUUGUCAAAUAACGCUGUUUAACUAAUUGUUGCAAGCAAUUGCAUAUUAACAGCUGUGAUUUGAUUGGACAGCAAGUAUUAUGGCCAAAGCCAGUUUCUUGGCAUUUCAAAAAUAAUGCAAUAAAAACUAGUUGAGGUUAGCUGAGACUGGAAAUGCUUUUUUCAUGGUACAUGAUUCACUUCUAUUUUUUCUUUCUUUUUCUUUUUUUUUCUUUGGUUUUCAUCCUGGAUUCAUCCCCUGAUCUUAAAUCAAAAGGUCAGAUCAAUGAAAUAUGAACUAAAGUAUUUUUCUUAAGCCUAUUGAGUGAUUUAUUUUUAAAAAAAUGUUUAAACGCAUAUGCUUUUCUUUCAGCACAAACAGCAAAACUUUUGUAAUAACUAACUUACCUUUGCAUGUAUGAAGAACUGAAAGUCAUUUAUUUCCCUAACUUUUUCCUCUUUCAAAUAACAGGUGACAGAUCAUAAAAUGAAUUCUUUAUUGUAUCUACACACUCCACAUUCUUUACCGUGUCCUACUACUGUAUCUUGGCUCCCUGCUGUAUUAAACACCAUCUUAAGCACUUGUUCCUGCAGGACUCCUUCUUGACAUUUUGUCUUCCACCUCAAAGUCACUCAAAGGGUGGGACUUCAUCAAAAGAAAUGAAUUAUUCUCUAUCACACCAAAUACUAAGAUUUAUUUCCUCUGAUGGUACACAGAUUUCUCCCUCACUAAGAGGGUCACUCUCAUAGAGGAAUGUCUUGUCAGUUUUAUACUUGCUAAGGCUAGACUGACAAUAAAAAUGAGUUGGGCAGUUCAAUUAGCAUUCGUUACUAUAUUGGCCUAUAAAGGAUUGGGUUGAUGAUAAUACCUCUACAAAUAUGCAAUAACAAAACAAUAGUUAUGAAAGAAACUUGAAAGUUUUGCAAGGUUUCUCAUAUUCCUGUUGAAAUUAUCAUUUAUUAUCUCUUUGUCAAUGUUAGUAAGGUAACCCAUGACAGAAUAAUUUGAGUGAUAGUUCAUGAUGCAGAGGAUAUGAUCACGAUAUUACCUAAUGGUUUUAUCCUGGAAAAGGUGUAUAUUUUUAGGACAUUGUUAACAAUGUGAGUGAAACCAAGAUGGUGCAAGUUCCCUUUCCAGAUGGCAUGGGCACACUUGAUUUUUAUUAUGAGUGAAUGUAAUCUUUCUGUAUUUUACCAGUUACAGAAAUUACCUGAAAAGUUUCCUAACAUUUUAAUAAUGUUAGGGGUUUAGUUUUGGUUUUAGUUGUCCUCAAGAGACCACAGCUUCACAGUAAUUUCCACGGUGUUGGGUGUGGCUAAGUUGGGGAUUGGCUCUGUUCUGCCUGCUCCAGUGUAGAGAACAGCUAUAUUUAUACUGCAUUCUUUCUCAACUUUCAGGUAGUAAAAACAAACUAUGAUUUAACAAAAGAAAAAGAAAAGACAGGUACUUUUACUUCAAAGAGUGCUUUGGUCCACUUUUAUUUAAACCAAAAAUCAAAUAAAAUAAGGAGGAGGGCUGGGUAUACUUUAAACAAAACCAGUCCUGAAAUGCUGUUAUUCUCAAAGUACAUUCCAAAGAAAAAAAAGUAUAGAAUUUACAUAUGUUGCAUUUUUAAGUAUGAGUUAAAUUGAUAUAAAGUGUUCCUCAAUAUUAAAAAAUGUAAGCUAUUGUAAUGACAGUAUUUUAAAAAAAUAAUAAUAUAUAUAUAGUUAGGAAACGCUUGUGCCAGAUUAGAACAUCAAGCAUAGAAGCAGCUGUAUGAUUUACUUGUUUUUUUUUUUAACUUUAAUGUUUACCUUCCCCUAUGUUUAAUUUUUCUGUGGUGAAUACUUUUGUUAGAACAUGGCUUUUUUAUUUUUCUUGGAAAAAUAUGCUAUUAGUAUUUACAAAAUAAUGAUUUACCUGAAUAAGCAGUAUAUACUAAAAGUCUUCAAACAUACUUUAUUGACUACUUAUGUUUUGUGGUGCGCUUUCAACAUCCCUAAGAGUUAAAUGUUUUAGUCAUCUAAUAAAUGGAACAGGGUCAAGUUCCAAUGAAAUUAAUACUAAUUGCACAAUCAUAAUACAGCAACCUAAUUUUCUUUUAUUCAUAGGCAUAUCUUUAAAGCUUUCUUUUCUUUUUUGAACAAAUGAAGAGAAUCCAGUUAGUUUUUGCCUUUCAGAGGUGAUUUGCCACGUGCACAAUGGGUCUGUAGGUGAAAAGACAGGCUUUUGUGUUGCUUGAAACAUCAAAAACUGAAUUUAGAGAAUGGUUAUCUAACACUCAAGUCAAUGUAUUUUUUUUUUUGAAAUUACUAGCUGUUGGUAUAAUAUGCAUAUAUGUACAUGUUUACAUAUACAUAAACAUGUGUACAUUUACAUAUAUGUAAGUACACAUUCAUAUACAUAUAUACACAUGUAUAUAUAUCUGUGUACACAUAAAUUUUUGCCUAUAGCUAGCAAUUAUUUCAUUCAGAUACACACACACACACACACACACACAUACAGGCUACUUAAAAACAAAAUGGAGAGUGACUUGAGAUAUACAAAAACAGGAAAAAAGCCCUGGCAGUCAUAUAGCUAAUGUAUAACUGGACAGCAAGCAGCUACUCGUAAAGCUAACAAUAAACAAAAAGAAAAUGUGGGAGUUAUGCAA